Symbiodinium sp. CCMP2592 is the source of this 1362-nucleotide messenger RNA. Lineage: Eukaryota; Dinophyceae; Suessiales; Symbiodiniaceae. The record is from the annotation of a GenBank genome assembly.
AUGUACUUGGAAGUCGGUGAUGUGCCAUGUCCCUCGGUUGCAGCUUCGGUGCGCAGUCCUUUUGAGUGUGUGUGCGUGUGUGUGUGUGUGUGUGAGUGUGUGUGCUUGUGUCAGGAAGUGGACCCAGCGUGCCGGCAACUCAUCGUCGACCACCACAAGUGGCUGUCUUCCUUCACGGGGCAUUGUAGCCGGCUGCCGUGUGUGUUUGGUGACAUCAUGGAGCAGCUAGAUGGCACCGUGGACAUGUCAAGAGGGAGUUUUGAGUGCAAGAGACGCCGUGUCACUGCGGCUGCGUUGCAACGGUACCAGUACUGCACGACUCAUGCUCAGCCAUGUUGUGUAGACACACCUGUGAUGCUGGACGUGUCGGGACUGCCCUGUCCGGACAACAGCCGAGCAAAUCAUGGUCGUUUGUUCGAAGAAGGGCCAAGCGGCAAAAUCUACAUCACUUGGGCAGCGCAGCACAAGCGCAAGCAGACGCCGUUGCUCAUUCUAGAGAAUGUGAGAGACAUGAACAUGACGGCCAUUGCGGCGUUGCUGGAGGAUGACUACUUGGUCAUCCCUUUGAAAGUUUCCCCUACCGAUGUAGGGCAUGAUGGCAUCUCCCGUGACAGGCUUUAUGUCUUUUGUUCGCACCGGAAAACCGGCAGAUACCUGUACGAUGUGCACGAAGCGUAUGCCUGCGUCAGCAAGAAGUUACGGCGGUACAUACAGACCCGUCCCAGGGACUACUUCGUGGCCUCCGACAGAGACAUACACCUGGACGCCCUCAGGAUCGCGGCCCAGCGGCGGGUCCAGUUCGUUCCAGAAUCUCGGCUUAAAAAGUUGUUGUGUUUCCAGCACGUUCGAUCCUUGUGUUGCUAUCCUGUGCAGCAUGUUUGGGUAGCCCAGGGCGCGGACGACCUGAGCUAUCUACUGAACUCCAGAGAAUUGGAACAGAAGGAAGCCUACGAAUGCCUCUACCGACAAAGGUUUGGUAGCAACGCAGAGGAGGAUGAGGACUGCUGCGUGUACCUAGGCGACAAUGUUCGUUGGACAGUGACAUGGUCAGCGUCAAGUGGCAGAAUACCGACUCUUCGUCGCAGCAGCGGCAGAAUGUGGAACAAUUCAAGAAAGCGCUGGAUGUGCCCCGUGGAGAAGUUGGCAUGUCACGGCUAUCCCGUGACCAAGGAAGCUGCUUCCGUCUUGGGUGUUCCAGCCUUGCCGGUGCUCGACCCACUUCGCGCUGAUUCUGUAUGCGGCAAUUCCAUGCAUUUCAGCAAUUGCGCAUUGGUCUUGCUUUGUGGUCUCACCUGCUUUGGUGCGCGCUUGCAGAGGGACAGCGCUGACCUACUAGAUUGGUCGAGCCUGCGAGGGUGCUAG